Antechinus flavipes (yellow-footed antechinus) is the source of this 1931-nucleotide messenger RNA. Its product is annotated as lipase member M-like. The record is from RefSeq and is a predicted model, not a curated record. Lineage: Eukaryota; Metazoa; Chordata; Mammalia; Dasyuromorphia; Dasyuridae. The coding region runs from base 495 to 1754 and encodes 419 amino acids. Gene Ontology annotation, molecular function: hydrolase activity, acting on ester bonds. The transcript has 9 exons.
UGCUCAAAGUGUGCUGCCGAACCUUAAGGUGUCCUAGAACGUCAGUGUCGAUCUGUUGUCUCUCAUGAGCCCUGGAUUUCCAGAAGGGACCAUAAGAUGGGAGAGGUUAGUGUGAGGGAGCCAGCUCUGCCCAGAAGGAGAGGGGAGGGCCAGGCACCGGCUUUAUGGGUUGGGUACCAAACCAGGACUCCAGGUGACAUCAAAGCUGCUCUCUCCGCCCACCCGCUGAUGGCUUGGGGACUGCGGGGGAGACAGCCAAGCCUGACCUAGAAAAGCCUCUGACUCACUGUGCUUCUCACUCCCUUCAGCUCGGUUUCUCCUGAAGCCAGCAGCCCCGGCACGAGUUUUGUCUCCAAGAUCUGGCUUUGGAAGCCUGCUGAGCUGCCAUCUCUCCUCAAGAAGAAUCAGUUGGUGCUUUAAACAAAAGAUCUCUCUUUAAAGCCAAGAGUGGGGGCAGAUGCUGCCCUAGCCCGGAGCUCUGUGCUGGACAGUGGAUGGCUUGGCUCCCUGGGACUAAGAUGUGGAGGCUCAUUGCCGUGGCCUGGCUGCUCCAAGGCCAUGCAGAUGCCAGGCUCAUCGGGCCCAAGGCCGUGGACCCCGAGGCUUUCAUGAACAUUAGUGAGAUCAUCCAGCACCAUGGUUACCCCUGGGAGGAGUAUGAGGUAGCCACAGAAGAUGGCUAUAUCCUGACGGUCAACAGGAUUCCUUGGGGCAAAGACACGCCGGAGGACCCAGGGCCGAGGCCGGUGGUCUUACUACAGCAUGGUUUGCUUGGUGACGCAAGCAACUGGAUCCUGAAUCUCCCCAACAAUAGCCUGGGCUUCAUCCUGGCGGAUGCCGGAUAUGACGUGUGGAUGGGGAACAGCCGAGGAAACACCUGGUCUUGCAAGCACAAGACCCUCUCGGUCGAGCAAGAUGAGUUUUGGGCUUUCAGUUAUGAUGAGAUGGCUAGGUUUGACCUUCCAGCAGUGAUAAACUUUAUUUUGCAGAAAACGGGCCAGGAAAAAAUAUUUUAUGUCGGCUAUUCACAAGGAACCACAAUGGCCUUCAUAGCAUUUUCCACAAUGCCUGAGCUGGCCCAGAGAAUCAAAAUGUAUUUUGCUUUGGCUCCGAUUGCCUCCGUCAAGCACUCGAAAAGCCCUGGGACCAAAUUCUUGCUCCUGCCAGAGAUAAUGAUCAAGAGCGUGUUUGGCAAGAAGGAGUUUCUUCAUCAGCACAAGUUUCUCCGGCAGUUUUUCAUCCAUUUCUGUGGCCAGACCAUUCUGGACCAGCUCUGCAGCAACAUCAUCCUGUCCCUGGGAGGAUUCAACAUGAACAAUCUGAACAUGAGUCGAGCCAAUGUCUAUGUUGCCCAUACUCCGGCUGGAACAUCGGUACAGAACAUACUGCAUUGGAGCCAGGCAAUGAAUUCUGGAGAGCUCCAAGGAUACGACUGGGGAAGUGAAACCAAAAAUCUAGAGAAAUGCAAUCAGCCAACCCCUAUGAGGUACCAGAUUAAAGACAUGACUGUCCCAAUAGCAAUGUGGUCUGGAGGUCAGGACUGGCUUGCGGAUCCUGAUGAUGUCAGCAUCUUACUCACUCAAAUGACCAAUCUUGUCUACCAUAAGAACAUCCCAGAAUGGGCCCAUACAGACUUCAUCUGGGGACUGGAUGCACCCCAGCAGUUGUACCAGGAGAUCAUCGAGAUGAUGAAGCAGAAGGAAAUGAGCCUCUCUCUGGAAAACUCUGGGAGGACCCCGAUGGUGAUGCUCUGACCUGGGGAAGCCCAGGUCCAUGGGGAAUUAUGGAUGGGAAUGGUGGGGGAGGGGAGUUAUAAGAAAAGAGAGGAAAGAGUCUAUCUACUUUCCUUGAUGAUUUUCUCAGUUUGAUACUAGAACUGACAUGAGCAUGGCUCUGUUGAUAAUAAAAUUAUGAUUUGGCUUGGGGGGAAA